This is a messenger RNA of Camellia sinensis, 3170 nucleotides long. RefSeq names its product alpha-amylase-like 3 (gene AMY3). Gene Ontology annotation, molecular function: calcium ion binding; alpha-amylase activity. NCBI's taxonomy places the organism in Eukaryota, Viridiplantae, Streptophyta, Magnoliopsida, Ericales, Theaceae. Gene Ontology annotation, biological process: carbohydrate metabolic process. The record is from RefSeq and is a predicted model, not a curated record.
AGAAUUGCUAACAAAUGUUCUAUCUCUCUGUUUCUCUCUCUCUCUGUUCUGAGUGAUUCAUCAAAACAAUAAUAAUGUCGACAUUCGCUCUGGAGCCUCUUGGUUACCAUUGUCGCAGAGAACACCCCAAUUUUCGCCCAAAUUACAAAAAGUCCAAAGCAUUUUCAUUAAAUUACACUCCGAGACCGAGACGAAGACCAAGACCACUCUCCCAUGGCUCGAUCUUCUGCAACUUCAGACCUCCUCUCUCUCUUCCUCUCAGAGCUACCUCCACAAAUACAGCUCUGGUGGAGGAGACCUUUGAAUCUGAGGAAGUUCUCUUCAAAGAGACAUUUCCCUUGAAACGAACUCAAAAGGGUGAGGGAAAGAUAUCUAUCAGAUUGGAUAAUGGGAAAGACCAAGAAAAUUGGCAGCUCACAGUGGGAUGUAAUCUUCCAGGGAAGUGGGUUCUUCACUGGGGAGUAAACUAUGUCAAUGACUUUGGCAGUGAAUGGGAUCAACCUCCUGUUGAGAUGAGGCCUCCGGACUCUAUUCUCAUUAAGGAUUAUGCAAUCGAGACUCCUUUGAAGAAAUCAUCAGCAGUGGUGGAAGGAGAUUUGUAUUAUGAAGUGAAGAUCAAUUUUAGUACCAACAGAGAUAUUGCAGCUAUAAAUUUUGUUUUGAAGGAUGAGGAAACUGGAGCUUGGUAUCAGCACAAAGGAAGAGACUUCAAGGUGGUUCUCAUUGACAACCUUCACGAAGAUGGCAAUUUUGUUGGAGCCAAAAAGGGCUUGGGUAUAUGGCCAGGGGCUUUGGGACAGCUUUCUAGUGUGCUUCUCAAAUCAGAAGGAGCUCAUCCCAAGGGUGAAGACAGCAGUGAAAGUAGAUAUCCUAAUCAGAAAAACAAGAGCCUUGAGGGGUUCUAUGAGGAGCAUUCUAUCGUAAGAGAAGUUCUUAUUAGUAACUCAGUAACUGUUUCUGUCAGGAAAUGUCCGGAGAUGGCCAAGAAUCUUCUGUAUAUGGAAACGGAUCUACCUGGAGAUGUUGUUGUUCACUGGGGUGUUUGCAAGGAUGAUGGUAAGAAGUGGGAGAUUCCAGCUGAGCCAUAUCCUGCUCUUUACUACAUAAGGACCCUAGUAUUCAAGAAUAAGGCAUUGCGGACGCUGUUAAAGAAAAAAGGUGGGCAUGGUGGUUCAAGUUUAUUUACUUUGGAUGAAGGAUACCUCGGAUUUCUUUUUGUGCUCAAGCUAACUGACAACACAUGGUUGAAUUAUAUGGGAAAUGAUUUUUACAUACCCCUUUCAAGUUCAAGUGGCUUGUCUGCAAUAUCUAGGCAUGGCCAAUCUGAAGGUCAGGUAGAGACAAAUCAAGUAGCUUCUCCUGCCACAUAUACUGAUGAAAUCAUCGAUGACAUAAGAAAUUUGGUGACUGAUAUUUCCUCUGAAAAGGGUCAAAUUAGAAGGAUGAAAGAAGCUCAAGAAAGCAUUCUUCAAGAAAUCGAAAAGCUGGCUGCAGAAGCCUACAGCAUCUUCAGAAGCUCUAUUCCAACCUUUGCAGAGAAAGUUGUGCUGGAAGCUGAGGAAAUAGUACCCGCUGCCAAAAUAUGUUCAGCAACAGGUUCAGGAUUUGAAAUUCUCUGCCAAGGAUUUAACUGGGAAUCUCAUAAAUCUCGAAGAUGGUACAUGGAACUCCAUGAAAAAGUUGCAGAAUUAUCUUCUCUUGGUUUCACUGUGGUUUGGUUACCACCGCCCACAGAUUCUGUGUCACCUGAAGGAUACAUGCCAAAGGAUUUAUAUAACUUGAAUUCCAGAUAUGGGAGUACUGAUGAGCUGAAGGGUCUUGUGAAGAGAUUCCAUCAAGUUAAUGUAAGAGUUCUUGGAGAUGCUGUCUUAAAUCACCGCUGUGCAGAGUAUCAGAAUCAAAAUGGUGUCUGGAAUAUUUUUGGUGGUCGUCUAAAUUGGGACGAUCGUGCAGUUGUUGCAGAUGAUCCGCAUUUCCAGGGAAAGGGAAACAAGAGUAGUGGAGAUUGUUUCCAUGCUGCUCCAAAUAUUGAUCAUUCACAAGAAUUUGUGAGGAAGGAUCUCAAAGAAUGGCUAUGUUGGCUGAGGGAAGAAAUCGGGUAUGAUGGAUGGAGGCUUGAUUUUGUUCGGGGAUUUUGGGGAGGAUAUGUCAAGGACUAUAUUGAAGCAAGUGAACCUUACUUUGCUGUAGGCGAGUAUUGGGAUUCCCUCAAUUACACAUAUGGUGAGAUGGAUCACAAUCAAGAUGCACAUAGGCAGAGAAUUGUUGACUGGAUCAAUGAUACUAAUGGAACUGCUGCUGCUUUUGAUGUCACGACAAAAGGAAUUCUUCAUGCUGCACUUGAAAGAUGUGAAUAUUGGCGAUUAUCAGAUCAGAAGGGAAGACCUCCAGGGGUUGUUGGGUGGUGGCCAUCCCGGGCUGUUACGUUUAUAGAAAAUCAUGAUACUGGUUCUACUCAGGGUCAUUGGAGAUUUCCAGGUGGAAAGGAGAUGCAAGGGUAUGCUUACAUCCUGACUCAUCCUGGAACACCAGCAGUUUUCUAUGAUCACAUUUUCUCUCACAUGAAAUCUGAAAUUUCGGAACUUAUCUCUUUGAGAAACCGGAACAAAAUCCAUUGUCGGAGUACGAUUAAAAUAACAAAGGCAGAAAGGGAUGUUUAUGCAGCUGUGAUCGAACAAAAAGUGGCAAUGAAGAUAGGUCCAGGCCACUAUGAGCCCCCAAGUGGGCCUGAAAGAUGGUCUUUGGCUAUAGAGGGAAGAGAUUACAAGGUCUGGGAAGCAUCAUAAAAAUAUCAUUGUAUCAAAGCAUAUGAAGCUCAUUGAAGAACAUUUUGACCCAUGAGGUACAAUUACCUUACCUACAAAUUAAAUUGAAACUUCCCCCUGAUAGUAUACAUCACUUGAAGAUGGUGUGGCUGCUGUUUGAGAUAUGUUACCAUGGCUGAUUAAGUGAUAAGAUAUGGGAAUGGAUCAGACUCAAAUUAUAUAUAUCUAUAUAUUACAUUUAUAUGUUGGAAUACUAGGUGUAAACUCUUGAACAUAAACAUGCUUGAGGGUAUAUUAUAAGAUCUGGGACCAAAAAUUUAAAAUAUGUAUACUAUACAGUUAUACCAUAGCCAAAGAUGCUUAUUGUAUUUGUUCUUAUUAAAUAAAAUAAGUGAUUUAUCCUAA